AAUACUAACCAGGCUAGUAUUAAGAUCGGGAUCCUCAGGGAAAGCAUCAAAGUCCUCGUCAUACAGACAAAGCAGAGAACAAAGAAGCAGGUUCUCUCCCCUUCCAACCAGGAGACCUAUACCCUCAUCGGUACAGGCAGCGCGGCGGGUAAUACAAUGCCGCCGUGGCUUAUCUUUAAGACAUAG
Molecule: messenger RNA, 186 nt
Organism: Fusarium vanettenii 77-13-4
Lineage: Eukaryota; Fungi; Ascomycota; Sordariomycetes; Hypocreales; Nectriaceae
Exons: 1
Source: RefSeq, a predicted model, not a curated record